AUGGCUGCUUUCUCUAGCCCCAGCCCGGGACCCAACCCCAUGGUUGAAACUCAACCUUCAGCGACUGCGACACCAUUGCAAGUGGAUGAAGAACCAAAUGAAGACAGCGACUCCUCAUACAGUGUCUCAAGAGCUGGCAAGCCAAACCUCCUCAAUCAAUUCCAGCAUCUUGAAUUACAGAACGGGCGGCGCUAUCAUGCUUUCCGCGAGGGGACUUAUCUCGUUCCUAAUGACGAAGAAGAACAAACGAGGAUGGAUUUAGUACAUCAUAUUUACUCCCUUCUGUUAGACGGAAAGCUUUUUCUUGCACCAAUCGGUAGCCCGUCUGGUCGUGUCCUAGACUUGGGAACCGGCACAGGUAUCUGGGCGAUAGACUUUGCAGAUGAGAACCCGUCGGCGGAAGUUCUCGGAACUGAUUUGAGUCCAAUCCAACCUGGAUGGACGCCACCCAACUGUAUAUUCGAGGUGGAUGACUUUGAAGCCGAAUGGCUGUAUCACACUCCUUUCGACUUUAUCCAUGCACGAGAACUUCAAGGCUGUAUCAGCAAUGAUGACCGCUUCUUCAAGCAAGCACUGAAACACCUGACUCCUGGCGGAUAUUUCGAGAUACAAGGUGUUGCUGCUCCCUUUCUAUCCGAUGAUGGUACGGCCGAGAAAGCUGUGAACGCUCAGCUGUGGCUGAAUACGCUUUGCGAGGGGGCUGCUAAGUUUGGCAAGCCUCUCGAUAGUGCUCCUUUAUGGAAGACGAAGAUGGAAGCUGCUGGUUUUGUAGAAAUCCAUGAGGAGGUGCGGAAAAUACCUAUUGGCAAAUGGCCUAAAGAUCCCAAGCUCAAGGAAAUCGGAAGAUUCCAAGCGAUUCAGGCAGCACAGGCCAUUGAAUCUUACACGCCACAGAUCUUCUCUAAUGUACUUGGAUGGUCACAGGAAGAGAUACAGGUGUUCAUGGCUAAAGCGAAGAAUGAGAUUAAAGAUCCUUCUGUCCACCUCUAUUUCCCUGUACACAUUCUGUGGGGAAGAAGAGCCAGUUUGAAAGCAGAGUAA
This is a messenger RNA of Fusarium sp. VM40, 1041 nucleotides long. NCBI's taxonomy places the organism in Eukaryota, Fungi, Ascomycota, Sordariomycetes, Hypocreales, Nectriaceae. The record is from the annotation of a GenBank genome assembly.